CGGAAGGGCAGGUAAAGCGAAGCAGCCGACGAGUAAACAGCACGCCCAGCUGCGCUCUCAAACGACAGACAUACCGUACGCACAGUACGCACUCGCACCGUCAACCGCGCUCCAGCAGCGAGUGUCGCAGUUGUUACGUACAGUGCCGCUCCGUGACAGACAGAACUUUGCAAACCAGGCGUCUACGCGUGCGCGAGUGGUGCCGUCCAAAUUACAUCGCGCGGCGCAGUUGCUGGCCGUGCAACGUGACUAGUCGGCCGUGCAACGUGACUCACUGACUUGGCCUGUGUGUGGCUUCGCCCGCGUUAUUUUCCGUGCCACGUUCGCGCGGUUAGAACACCAUCUCGCAACAAACUCGCCCGUGCUUCGUUGCUGCACCGAAUAAAACACACCAGUGAGUGUUUUCUGUGUGUUGACUGUCUCCUGCUGUGUUUCUUCCCAGAAUACGCCACAAGUGCCGGAGUUGCUCCACUUUUGUGACAGAUCACCCUCACCGGAUCGAAGGCCUGUUCGCCACCACCAUCGCACUCCACAAACUGUACCCCGCCGCCGCCAUGAAGGAGGAGCGAGAGGCGCCGUCGACGGCCGCGUCAGCACCGGGCACCGCCUCCCCCGCCGCCGGGGCGACCUCCGCGUCCGUAGCGAGCCGCUCCUGCAAGGCGCCGGACUCUGCCUGCUCCGUGGGCAACAGCCAGUCGCAGCGCAGCGGCAGCUCCAAGUCGCGCAUCAGCAACUCUAGCGGCAGCAGCGGCUACGGUGGCCAUCCGUCCACUCUCAGCAGCGGGAAGGACGCGUUCCCGCCGCCGCGAUCCAAAGACAAGGACCACCGCAAGAAGAAGCUCAAGGCGGAGCAGGCGGCGCCGGAGGCUGCGUCGGCCUCCUCCGCCCCCACUGCGGAGGCGGCGGCCGCGCCGCUCUCUCGCUCCAAGACCGACGCCACCUCCGCGGCGCAAGCGGCGGCGUCGCCGGCCGGCACAGCGCCACCCUCCGCCCCCGAGCUGGCGGACGAGGCGGCGCCGGCCGCGGAGGCGGACGCCCAGGCGCCGGGGGCGGCGUCGGCUGCCGUCGGGGGCGCGGGGGGCGUCGCGGCGCCGGACGACGCGUCCGCUGCCUUCUCCCAGUCGCUGUCCUGCCCCUCCAGCUCCAACAGCAACGGAGCCGUGGAGGCGGAAGCAGAGGCAACGCCACAGGAUCAGAAGGAGUGUGGCGCGAGAAGUGGCUCUCUCCACCAGGGGCAGGCGCAGCCGCAGCAGCCCGCCGCCGGCAAUAAGGACGAGUUCACGGUUGUGGUGUCGAUGCAAGAUGGCGCCGUCAUCUACACGUCUCCGUCCAUCACACAGGCACUGUCUUUCCCGCGUGACAUGUGGGUCGGCAAGUCCUUCAUCGACUACGUGCACCCUGACGACCGGCUGGCCCUCAUACAGAACAUCACUUCAGGCGUCGCACUGCCUCGCCGCAAGGGGGGCAGCAGCGAGUCGUCCGCCAAGGCCCCGUCGCAGGCACCGCUGUUCUGCCGGCUGCGGCGCUACCCGUCGCUGCGAGACGGUUUCGCCGUGGCGGAGCGCCGGCUGGUGCACCGGCCCUUCUCUCUGCAGCUCUCCUUCUACGAGUUGCCCGCCUCCGCCUCCGGGGGCGCGCCUGCCGCCCUGCCCCCCGGCGUGCUCCUCACCGUCACCGCCACUGCCGUCUGCUCGGCCUACACCCGGCCGGACGAGAAGCCAGCGGGCGGCAACAGGUUCUCGACACGCCACCAGGCGGACGGGAACCUGACACACGUGGACAGCGAGGCGGUGUCGCUGCUAGGCUACCUGCCGCAGCAGCUGCUGGGGCGGCCCGUCUUCGACAUCUACCACCCGGCCGACCUGCGCGGCCUGCAGCGCGUCUACCGGCAGCUGGUGAGCAAAGAGUGCGAGUCGACGCUGCACGGGGAGCCUUACCGGCUCCGCACCCACAAUGGCUGCUACACGCGUGUCCGUACCGAGUGGUCCAGCUUUGUCAACCCCUGGACCAAGCGGCUGGAGUUUGUCGUCGGGCAGCACUGCGUCCUGCAGGGUCCGAGCUGCCCAGACGUGUUUGCGGAGGCUCAGGACGAGGAGAUGUUUGGUGAGGAGCUGCUGCAGGAGAGCAAGGCCGUCCAGAAGGAGAUCCUGCAGGUGCUGCAGGAGGAGGUGUGCCGCGGCGAGCCCGGCACGGACAGGCGCGACGUCUCCAAGCGCUGCAAGGACCUCGCCAGCUUCAUGGAGUCACUCAUUGGCGAGAUUGGCAAGCCCGAGUUGCGUGUCGAUCCGGCCGCCGCUGCCGCUGCCAACCGGAUCGGAGCCAACUUCUCUGAACGCAGCUCUGUGACGUUGGGCGAGAUAUCGCCACACCGCAACUACUAUGACAGCAAGUCGUCGUCAGAGACGCCGCCCAGCUACAACCAGCUCAACUACAACGACAACAUCCAGAGGUUCUUCGAGAGCAAACCGAAGACAAUCCCGUCAGACGAUUCCGGUGAGCGGCUGAUGGCAUUGGAGCCGACCAGCCGCAGCACUGACGAAGACACCAAGGCUGCCGCCGCUACCAACGACAGCCGUGCCACCAGGAACUGCUUGUCGCCGGUGAAUGACACCGGCUCUGGAUCCAACUCUGGCAGUGGGUCGGGAUCUGCCGGCGUGUCUGCCAACAACGUCAGUGUCGACACCGCAGAGGCCGAGGGAGACUACAAGCCGCCACAUCUCACUGAGGCGCUGCUUUCCAGGCACAACGAAGACAUGGAGAAGAGGAUGGUUCAGCGGCACCGCGAGCAGCGCAGCAAAGGCGGCGACGGGAAGUGCAAGAGGCCCCACCACUGCCAGCCGCCGGUGCUGGCAGACAAGGCGCACGUGGAGAGCGCGGCCCCUCCCGCAGUGGCCGCCCAGGUGCCGGCGGGUGCGGCGGCCCACGGGACGAAGCGCAGCGGCAGCCACUCGUGGGACGGCGAGCCGCUCAAGGCCAGCAAGCACUCGCACGCGCCCUCGCCGCCGGCCGCCCCGCCGCCCCCGGCGCCCCUCCGAGACGAACUGACAACUCUGCUCGUCUGCUGCAGGAACUUCUGCACGGGCGGCUGCUCCCACGCGGCCCCGCAGAUCCUGCCACUGUACUACCUGCCGGCUCCGACGCCUGCCUCCGCCGAUGCCACUCCUGUGGGGAGCGGCACCCGCCCCCACCAGCAGCCACACGCCCCCGCCGCCUUCCUGCAGCAGCAAGGAGGCCCGCUGCCGUACGUGGCGGCCGGCGUGCUCUACCAGGCGGCCCCGCUGCUGUACCCGCUGGCCCCGCCGCCCCCGCCGUCCCCGUCACACCUGCUGGCGCUGCACCAGCCGCUGCUGCACCACCACCAGCAGCACCACCAGCACCCGUCCACCUACCAGCUGACGGGAGCAGCCAGGAGCGGAGUGUCGGCGCCGGUGCCGCUGCCGGAGUCGGCCUGCCAGCAGAGCUCCGUCGGGCAGCAGCACCAAAACCAGCACCGACAGCACCACCAGUCGUACCAACACCAGCCGCCACCGCCACUGCCGCGGCCCGCCUCCUGUGCCACUUCCGUCAAAGUGGAGCCCGGCUCCAGUGCGGCCUCUGUCGCAGCUUCCGUGCUCAACAGGGGCGCGUCAGACGGCUCACAGAAAUGCUGCCGCACAUCGGGCGAGGAGGAGACGGAAGCAGAGGACAGCGGCUCGGGGUCCGGGCUGCGGGGGCGGGGGCAGUCGAGUUCCUCCUACACCUACUCCUUCCUGCGCUCCGACGGCGACAGCUGUCGCGAUGCGGACGGGGCCGCCACGGGGGCAGAGGACAUGCUUUGGGAGAGAAUGGAUAAUGGUUCAUCUGAGGGAACAUCGAAGCGGAGACCUAUCCUGAAGGAUCCACCGUGGCUGGAGAACGUGGAGGUGACCCCGGACCUGAUGUUCAGGUACCAGGUGUCUGAACGCGAGUUGAAUGCUGUGCUGAAGGAUGACCUGCAGAAGUUGCGGGCUAUCUCACAGCCGAUGCUGGUGAACGAGCAGCUGGGCCAGCUGUACCUGGACAUGGCGCGCGCCGGCGGCAAGGAGCUGGGCUUCGAGGAGGGCGAGCUCACUUCCAGCAGCUCGGGGUCUGGCAAUGACAGUGCCGGGGCGGAAGCCGGUGCCACGAUCCACAGGACUCGCAAGAAGCGGCGCAGUUUGGAGUACAGCAAGCUGGUGAUGAUCUUCGAGGAGAAUGCACCGAUGCCGUCACCCGUAUCGCAGCCGGCGUAGUGGACGCCUCCCAGUCGUAGCCCCCAGGGGGCUUUCUCCAGCAACGCGCCACCACGCAACACCCGCGUUCCUCGAAGGGGUUCGGCCCCGAGCUGCCUGCAGAUCUUCGGGAUCUGGAAGCGCUCGUCUGCCGGAGCCGACCCUUCCGGACAGAGUCCAACGGUUCACUCGCGAGACGGAGGAGCGUCGCAGGUGCCCGCAUCCUGCCCGCGGUACGGCCUCUCCCGCCACCUUUGCCGUGCACCUCUGUGGGAGUCACUGGACCAGGUGUCUUCCCGGAGGCACCAGCACGGGAAUUCACCACAGUUUCCCGCAAGAGGAAAAUGGUCCCGAAAUGGGAACGGCGCAUUUUCCCUCGUGGGAAUCGCAGCCCGGUUGUCGAGCCUACUUCCCCGUGUACCUGAAAAGCGGACAGACAGUGAUAGAUCCCAGACUACCGAAUUUCCUUUACCGUGCAGGACUGCAGAAUGUUCCGCUCACCACCAUCUGUCUGUGUCUGCUCCUUCUCCUUGUGUGGAAUCUUCUACAGUGCUCUGCCCGGACAGUAUUAUACCUUGUACCAUCACCGCGCUGCUUUCAGUGUGUCGUGUUCAAAUGUUCAAAGUGUCUGCACGUGUUCUGCUUCUAUAUCAUUCAGAGCAGAAAAUGUGUAAAGUUGCUUACAUCCAUUUUUUUAUUGCGAUGGGAGCUACAAGACCGAGGGAUCUACAGGCAUCUGGGAAGUAGUGCUGCCGUCGUCGCACCAGUUCCGAGGGACUGGUGGAACGAACGACAACAAGAACGGAGGGCGAGACCGGUUUUCCGGAUCUCGCCGGGAUGCGAGGUGCACGAAUGUACGUCACCGGCUGUACCGUCCGUACCUCCGUCUCCGGGCUCGGCAAAUACGACAGCACACAGACUUAAUUAAUUCUCAGUGAGACUGAGCAGUGUUUUAUGAAAAUGAGCAAGGAUGUUUAAGGAAAAGAAGAGAAAUGAUAUCUUGUUUAAAUACAACAGACUGAAGAAGAAAAAAGCUGAAAUCAUUUUCAUUAAACGUAUAUGUUAUCAGAAGCUGUGGGAUGCUAGUCAGAUGCCAACUUUGGAAUUCAAAGUCGAGAAAAUUUCUUCAUUUUUUUCCUCUGUUCUGCUGCGCUUCAGCACUUGCUUCAUUUUUGAGCAAGUUCUUCCUAAUCCACCAUUGUGGAUCCUACGAUAAGAGACUAUAUUUUGUGCAAACUUUCAAACUCUAUUGAGACUUAUUUAUUUUACACUUUUCUUACUAUAGUCCAGUAUAAGGGCUUGUGAAGCCUGUACUGACUAGCUUUUGUACAUGUAGUUAUGUAAGUUGCAAGAAAUACUGCACAUUUAUUUUGUGUGUGUCUGUAUAUAUACAUAUAUUUGUGGAUAUAUUUGCUAAAUAACUUCGAAAUAAAAAAAGUUAUUUUUAA
Messenger RNA from Schistocerca piceifrons (Central American locust), 5677 nucleotides. RefSeq names its product period circadian protein (gene per). Gene Ontology annotation, cellular component: nucleus; cytoplasm; transcription regulator complex. The transcript has 24 exons. Gene Ontology annotation, biological process: negative regulation of transcription by RNA polymerase II; entrainment of circadian clock by photoperiod; circadian regulation of gene expression. Gene Ontology annotation, molecular function: transcription corepressor binding; DNA-binding transcription factor activity; transcription cis-regulatory region binding. NCBI's taxonomy places the organism in Eukaryota, Metazoa, Arthropoda, Insecta, Orthoptera, Acrididae. The coding region runs from base 555 to 4250 and encodes 1231 amino acids. The record is from RefSeq and is a predicted model, not a curated record.